This is a messenger RNA of Strongylus vulgaris, 456 nucleotides long. Lineage: Eukaryota; Metazoa; Nematoda; Chromadorea; Rhabditida; Strongylidae. The record is from the annotation of a GenBank genome assembly.
AUGUGUUUGCACAGACUUUACAGAAAGUUGAUUUCAGAAGAGCCUACUAUUGCUGUAGAGUCGGAACCACACGCCGUUCCCCUAGCACAUGCUCACGUCGCUCCAAUAGCUCCAGCCGUUCCUGUAGCUCCCGUCGCUCCAUUGGUAGCAUCUGUCUCUGCUGUUCCUCUAGCUUCUGUCUGGGAUUACCAUCAUAUGUUCCCGUAUAAUCAUUACUAUCACCCUCGCUCUGCAAUCCAUAAUGUGGCGAAGUCUUAUGCUAAAGAGACGGGCCAUGCUUCUGCAACUUCGGUAGUUUCCGAAAGCGGACAUCUUCCACAUAGUUUAGGACUACAUUUGCCAAAUCUGGCAAACUCAUUGUUUUAUGCCGAACCGUGGAAAUCACGUCUUCACCACCAAAAGGCUGCUAAGAAAAUUCUCAAGAUUCACAAGGCUGUGAACACAAAAACACAUUAA